AUGAAGUUUGGGAAGGGCGAUUUCGGUUUGCCCUUUGUUUCGCUGUCCACCUUCUACGUCGUCCAUGCUGGAAAGGAUAAAAAACGCAUCAUGGAUCCCCUCGCCAUCAUUGGUGCCGUAGCGGCAUGCUCAGAUAUCAUCAAGAUCAUUGUCAGAAUAACUACAAAUCUCUCAAAGGUCCGAUCCCGCUACUCUGAAGGUAGUCGGUCAGUUCAGCUUUUGGCACAAAAACUAUCAACCAUUCGCGCAGCCCUUACGGAAAUCGAGACAUGGGCGGAGUUCAAUCUGACAUCUAGUUCACCGGGGGAGUCUCUUAUUGUGUGGUUUAGAGUGGCAAUAGACGGAUGCCAGGCGGUCAUGGACGCCUUAGACCAAGACAUCCUGCCUCUGAUGGAGGAUUCGGUCAGAUUGCGGUUGCGGCAAUUCUUUCUCGACACGAAUUCGUCGUUAAAAGAGCAUGACGUUCGCCUUCAAUCACAGAUUUCCGUGCUCCAGCUCCUCCUAACCGCUGCGUACUGCCAGAACAUCUCAGAGCAAAACGCCCUCCUGGAGCAACACACUUCUACACGGUUGUUACGAAAAGUUCAAGAAGAUACAGCCACCGUUAGGGAGCAUUCAACGGUCAGAGAGACCACAUCUGAUCGACUCAGUUCUCAGAAUUAUACAGAGGAUGUCGGUGGUGCGACAUGGGGAGGAGAGUCGCUUGGCACCAUACCAGCCUUGCCAGAGCUCAGCAAUCCAACUGGCACAUGGCAGCGGCCGCUGCCCUUUGAACGACCGGACAAUGUAGAGUUCGUCUGUCCGUCUGAGAAGACAUCGUAUUCCAUGUCAAUCAUCUCGAGGAUGACCUCCAGGUCCUCCCCCACAGGGAGCUCGGACAGUUUAAGCGAUCAACGCAGAUUCUGGCUUACACGAAAGUUGAGCCGCCACUCGGUCAGGCUAAGCCCAGCAAGAUCCGCCCUUCCGGUCCAUCUCCUGUCACCCAAGUCCCGGAAGAGGAUCAAAGUUCCGGGUCCUCUAGCCAGCACCGAAAUCUACCUUCAGUCGCGCCACAACAUACCACCUCCAAAGACAAUUGUCGCGGCCCAGAGGGGUGAUCUCGCUGAAAUGACGUCUCUCAUCCGGCGGCGAGCUAACCUAGAACAGGCCCAUGUCGGCACUGGAAGGACCCCACUGGCUGUAGCAGCACAUUGUGGUCAUGAAGGAGUGGUCGAAUUGCUUCUGGCUGAAGGUUGCAAUGUCAGGACCAAGGACAAGAAUCGACUUGAACCACUUCAUUUAGCUGCGGCGAACGGUCAUUGCGAAAUCAUCGAUAUUCUCCUCGAUAGAGAAGCGGAUGUGAACGUUCGUGGCCCUGACGGAAGGACUCCGCUGCGCAUUGCCUGCGACCACGGUCAGAUGAAUGCCUUUAGAGCCCUGGUGCGGCGCCAAGCAAUGGUAGACACGAGGGAUGAUCAGAAACGUACGCCCCUGCAUGCAGCCUCUGACUCGGGGGACGACGACGUUGUGAGACUUCUUUUGCAAUCUGGUGCCAACAAGAACACAAAGGAUUUCCAGAUGAGAUCGCCGCUCCAUUGUGCUUGCUCUUCUGGCCGUAUUGACGUAGUGAAGAUACUUCUCGAGUCGAAAGCAGAUAUUGAGGCACAGGAUGAUACCAAGAUGACGCCAUUGGGCAUUGCGGCUCAGUCGGGACUGAAACUCGUUGCGGAAAUACUUGUGCAGCACAAAGCGUUAGCAGGGGUCAAGAGCCAGGGCGGUAUGAUACCCCUACAUUGGGCGAGCUACCAAGGGCAUGACGAAGUGGUUGAACUCUUACUCAAGCAAAAGAAGGUUGACAUCGAUACUCGAACAGACAAUAAUAGAACAGCACUGCACCUAGCGGCCAUGAGCAGGAGCUUUGAAGCCAUUGAGAAGCUGCUACGCGCCGGUGCUAACAUUGAGGCUGAAUGUAGUCGGAACUACCGUCCACUGCAUUAUGCAUGCAUUGACACUGAGUAUAGCGAAGCAUCUUUGUUGUUGAAUUUUGGUGCAAAUUCUAGUGCAAAAACCAUCCUUGGGGAGACGGCUUUACACCUUGCAGUCAAGGCACAGGCUACCGCUACUGUGCGAGGGCUCAUCGAAAGGGGAGCAUCCGUCGACUCUCAGGAUGCGCAAGGGACACGGCCUCUGCUCAUUGCAUGUUCGAAAGGUAACCUGGAGAUUGUCCAGCGACUUAUAGAAAAUGGUGCUAAGCUUAGUGUUUUGCUUGGUCCUGGCCUGAGAGGCGAUGCGCCAGUGUGUAUGGCUGCGAGCAGAGGUUUCGUGCCUGUAAUUCAAGAGCUUAUUAAUCAUGGUGCCAGCGCGAGGGAGGUAGAUCCUGGAGGAUGGCAACCUUUGAGACACGCGGCAUUCAUGGGUCAUGUCUCCGCAGUUGGUUGCCUCCUGGGCAAUGGUGCCAGAGCUAUUGAUCUCGGCCCCUUGGACAACCUCUCCUUCUCCUCCGCAACAUCGCUGGACCAGAUAGCCCGCAUUAGAGAGCUUCUUGACAGUGCUGUCCGAAACGAGCAAUUAGAAUACCAGCAUGUGACAUAUCUCGCGUCCUCAGCUACUCCUGCAAAUGCAGAUGGUCCGGUCGAACUGCAGAGUGCUCCCCGUGCACGGAGGGAGCAGGGCCGAAACACGCUUCUCGAAAAUUAUGUGGCACCAGUACAUGAAAGGUUCUCCGAUGCAGGAUAUGAGACGAGAUUUCCUCUCCGCAAUCCGGAAUUACAACCCCAGUAUGGGGGCAGAGCUUCACAGAUGUCCUCGCCAAGCAUGGAUUCUUACAACUCGUACCAACCAGACGUUAGCAAUGUCUUAAAUAUUACAAGCAGUAAUGAGACAAUUGUGCCACAAACACCCGAGGCACAUAUUCCGCUAGUAUCUCAGUUACAUGAGUCUGUGCUAGGCUAUUAUAGAGAGGGUGCUGUGAGUGAGCUAGCUUAA
Molecule: messenger RNA, 2964 nt
Organism: Trichoderma aggressivum f. europaeum
Lineage: Eukaryota; Fungi; Ascomycota; Sordariomycetes; Hypocreales; Hypocreaceae
Exons: 2
Coding region: 1-2964 (987 amino acids)
Molecular function (GO): protein binding
Source: RefSeq, a predicted model, not a curated record